GCGGGGCGGCAGGGCCCGGAGGGAGCGGAGCCGGUGGGCGCCGAGGGCCCUGCCGGGGACGCCGCGCCAUGAGGGGCCGCCCGCGCUGAGGGGAACCCGGAGGAGGAGCAGCCGCGGCGGCCCGGGCCCAGCGCCAGCCCCGCGGCCUCAUGGAGGCCAGGCCUGGCGCGGGCGGCGCGGAGGCCGGAGAGGUUCCUCUGCUGCUGGCUGAGCUGAAGCCAGGGCGCCCGCACCAAUUUGAUUGGAAGUCCAGUUGUGAGACCUGGAGUGUUGCCUUUUCCCCUGAUGGUUCCUGGUUUGCCUGGUCUCAAGGACACUGUAUUGUCAAGCUGAUUCCAUGGCCCCUUGAGGAACAGUUCGUCCCCAGAGGGUUUGAGCCUAAAAGCCGAAGCAGCAAAACAGAUCCCAAGGGGCGAGGCAGCCCAAAGGAAAAGACGCUGGACUGUGGUCAGAUUGUCUGGGGUUUGGCCUUCAGCCCGUGGCCGUCACCACCCAGUAGAAAGCUCUGGGCACGCGUCUGCCCCCAAGCACUGGAUUUCUCUUGCCUUAUUCUUGCUACAGGACUCAAUGAUGGGCAGAUCAAAAUUUGGGAGGUGCAGACAGGGCGCCUGCUUUUGAAUCUGUGUGGCCACCAGGAUGUGGUGAGAGAUCUGAGCUUCACGCCCAGUGGAAAUUUGAUUUUGGUUUCUGCAUCAAGGGAUAAAACUCUUCGAAUCUGGGACCUAAAUAAAGAUGGCAAACAGAUCCAGGUGCUGUCUGGCCAUGUGCAGUGGGUUUACUGCUGUUCCAUCUCCCCAGACUGCAGCAUGCUGUGUUCUGCAGCAGGAGAGAAGUCCGUUCUUCUCUGGAGCAUGCGGUCCUACACGUUAAUUAGGAAGCUGGAGGGGCAUCAGAGCAGCGUGGUUUCCUGUGACUUCUCCCCUGACUCUGCACUGCUUGUCACUGCUUCCUAUGACACCAGUGUCAUCAUGUGGGAUCCCUAUACUGGAGAGAAACUGAGGACCCUUCAGCAUGUGUUGGACUCUCAGUUGGAUUAUACCCGUGACGUCCACGCCAGCUCGCUGAGAUCAGUGCGCUUCUCCCCGGAAGGCUUGUACCUUGCUACAGUGGCCGAUGACAGACUGCUCAGGAUCUGGGCUUUGGAACUCAGAACUCCAGUUGCAUUUGCUCCUAUGACCAAUGGUCUUUGCUGCACAUUUUUUCCACAUGGUGGAAUUAUUGCCACAGGGACAAGAGACGGCCAUGUCCAGUUCUGGACGGCACCCAGGGUCCUAUCGUCACUGAAGCACUUAUGUCGGAAAGCCCUCCGGAGUUUCCUUACAACUUACCAAGUCUUAGCACUGCCAAUACCCAAGAAAAUGAAAGAAUUUCUCACAUACAGGACCUUCUGAGCUAUGGCCCAGGGUGAUGCUCAAAAGACAAAAAGAGAACCUGGGUCCUUUUCUCUCCUAAUAACAGGAUUAACGUUUCUGGCAAAGGUGAAGCUGAAAACAAGAUGGGUUUAUAAGCUAUGAUUCCUCUUUGAAGCAGGAUUGUUUUGGACUGUAAGCAUUUAAUAGACUCCUGGUGAACUGGUCAUUGACCUUUCUAUCUAUAAUGUUCAAAAAUCAGUAAUAGAGGAGGCAGCAGUUCCAUCCCUGCGGCUACAGAGCUUUAGUUUAAAUUGUGUACUUAUUAACAGCACAGUUUAAUUCUCUUGGUGUCUUGAUUCAAAGUGCAGUUAAUAAUGUUGUUUUGCUUAUGAAAGUAACUGGGCCUCGAGUUCUCUUAUAGGGAUAAAGGAAAAGAAGCAUAAUCUCCCUCACAGGGAAAUCCGACUUCUGCCCAAUACUUGUCUCAGUUUAGUCCUUAAAAGCAGUGGUAGCUAAACAUUUAAAUUGUUCUCUUGCUCUUGGUUCAGAGUAUCAGGGACCAUGCCUUUGUUUAGCCAAGUGCAAAUACUUUUAAUUUAUAAAGUCAAGUUUGUCAUUGUUUUUCCUCUGCUUUUGACUUUGACAAAUAAGACAGAGCUUUAAUGGGGGUGGGGUGGGGGGUGGUCCUUGGGUGUGAAUCUUAGCUGAAUGAACCGGGCUAUUUAAAUCAAAGGGUGUGGUGUGGACCGAUGAAGACAUCAUAACUGGCUUUUAAAAUAACAUGCAUGUAAAGGAGGAAACACUGUAAGAUUACAGUUAAGGGUGCAUUUCUAACUGCAUGCCUCUUGUCCUUGCUACUGAUUUUUCAGUGGUUUACCAUUAACAACAUAUUUAUUUGUGCUUUCUGAGCAUAAGUUGUUUAAGGUACAAUUUUGUUUUUCUCAGUGGUAGAUGAAAACCAUAACAUAACCAGAAUAGCCAGCUGUACAUGGAACUUCAUAGCUGUAUGGAAGCAUCUGGUUUUUCAUUGUUUCAACUGGUAUUUUUAUAAUAUAUGUAUGAGAUCAGUCUUUGCUGCUUAACUCCAUUUCCAGUCCUGCCUCCCAAAUGAAAAUAACUUUUUAAAGUUCAGCUUUUUCCUUAAAUCAAUCAACAAACAUUUAUUAAGGGCCUGCUAUGUGCUAGGCACUCUGCUAAGUGCUGUGGAUACAAAAAGAGGAAAAAGCAAUUCCUGCCCUCAAGGAGUUUACAAUCUAAUCUAAUCCUUGGUUCAGAAUUCAGACAUUUCAAAAUGUAUUAUUUGCAUUUCUUUUUAAGGAAAUGACACAUUCUUUUCUUUAGACCCACCAUUUUACCCGUAUUCAUCAUUUUGGUAGAAUGCUGGUAUACUACUACGUUAAACUCUUUAGAACCCUUUCUUCAGAGGGAUGGAUUAUUAAUACCUAGUUUGGAGGAAAGAGAGCACACUCAUGUCAAGAGACCUGGGAUGAAAUUCUGCCCCUGAUGCUGUGUGGUCCAUGGGGCCUGGGGCUUAUUUCACCUACUGGGGUCUUGGUUUCCUCCUCUACCAAAGGAGAAGGCCUCUGAGAGCUUUCUGCUCCAGAUUUGUGACAUGGAAAAUGUGACUGCUGAGAGAGGGAAGUGAAGCCACAGCUUUAUUGUGUGGGGAAUCAUGGAAAAAGGUUUCUUACACAGGGGUGAUAUUUAUAUCGUGCCAUCCAAGGACCCAAGUAUAUCCAUCACUUCCCAAGAGGCCAGGCUUCAGUAUUUCACGGAGCUGUAUUGACCCUUGUGCAGCUUCACAGAGGGGCUGAAGAGAGAUCUCCAGGUUUAGCGCUUUCUGGCUGGGGAGCGGGGCUUCUGCCCUGCUCUAGUCACCUUCCUACUGUGAUGAGGUAUAAGAGGAAGUUAGGGGGCCACUUCCUGAAUAGUCCUAGUAAAAUGGGGAGCUCUCAUUUCAGACUGUCAUGAAAGGCUUUAUGGUCUUUACUGGGGAGCACGAAGUAGAACUGCCAUUUCCCCCUCCCCUGUGGCUUCUGAUGAAGAAUCACAGAAUUUCUUUUGGAUGACAAGAAAUUGAUUCUAUCUUCUAUCUAUCAAGACAGUUUAUGCUACCAAAGUUCACCAAGUUCUAAGACCCUUAUAUUAAGGACCCAAGUCAACAUCUACUAUUGACUUAAGGAGAGCAGGAAAAUUCAUAGGAGAACUUUUUUCAAUGAGUGAGCCAUCUAAUUUACUAAUUUCUUAUUGAGAUAAUAUGAAAUGCAGCGAAAUUAUCAUUGAAGCAGCAGUCUGAGCACGUAAGACUAAAAUUUAAAUGACUAAUAUUUCAGGUUCACAAAUGAUCUUCAUACAGCCACUGGUACCAUGGGGAAUCAUUUAAAGACCAGUUGUAUUUUAAAUUCUUUUCCUUCCUUUCUACACUACAAUUAGAAAGCUGCUUGUGACUUUUACAAUUCAAGGACGAGAAAUAAAAGUCAAAUUUUUUAAAGUGAAA
Trichosurus vulpecula (common brushtail) is the source of this 3849-nucleotide messenger RNA. It is a transcript of the gene WSB2, whose product is annotated as WD repeat and SOCS box containing 2. The transcript is spliced from 9 exons. The record is from RefSeq and is a predicted model, not a curated record. Lineage: Eukaryota; Metazoa; Chordata; Mammalia; Diprotodontia; Phalangeridae. Gene Ontology annotation, molecular function: protein binding. The coding region runs from base 150 to 1391 and encodes 413 amino acids. Gene Ontology annotation, biological process: intracellular signal transduction.